Impatiens glandulifera is the source of this 2028-nucleotide messenger RNA. Its product is annotated as probable pectinesterase/pectinesterase inhibitor 51. The transcript is spliced from 3 exons. The record is from RefSeq and is a predicted model, not a curated record. Bases 90 to 1874 code for a protein of 594 amino acids. Gene Ontology annotation, biological process: cell wall modification. Gene Ontology annotation, molecular function: pectinesterase activity; pectinesterase inhibitor activity. Lineage: Eukaryota; Viridiplantae; Streptophyta; Magnoliopsida; Ericales; Balsaminaceae.
AAAAGCCAGUGUUUUUAAGCAAGUUUUAAGGGUCAAAUUCUCCACAAUGCAUAUGGGAAACGAAGGAUGUCUGCAAGGUAAUUGAAGAAAUGACAUCAGGAAAAGCUCACUGGAUCUCUCAUAAUAGUUGCACUUCUUUGUUAUCAUCAUUCAUGGUGGCUUCACAGAUUCGGUUCCUCUUAAAGAAUCCUUUCAUGGCGUCUCUCUUCUUGCUCACUCCACUCUCUUUCAUCCUUGUUUUUUCUCUCUUGUCCCCACCGUCCGCAUCCACCCAGCAGCACCAUCAUGAUCAUGAUCAUCAUCAUCGUUAUCCGUUCAAAACUCCCCCUCCAAUCGGCAACUUAUCGGAUACCAUUCCCCCUAACCUUGCUAAAGCCUGCAAAGCCACACGAUUCCCCGAUCUCUGCACUUCCUCCGCCACGUCCCUUCAUCUACCUCCAUCUCCAUCUCCUGUUGAGAUCAUCCAGUCCGCAAUGCAGCUCUCUUCAGAUAAACUCAAAUCCGCAAUCUCAAUGGUACAAUCAAUCCUAGACACAUCCGCCGCCCAAAAAAACCUUAACCGCUCCACCGCCGCCAAGAACUGCCUGGAGCUUCUCCAUAACUCACAACACCGCAUCUACUUAUCAACUGACGCUCUGCCUCGUGGCAAAAUCAAAGACGUCCGUGCUUGGAUGAGCGCUGCCUUACUUUUUCAAUACGAUUGUUGGAAUUCACUCAAGUACGCUAACGAUACUCAACAGGUUAGCGAUUCUAUGGCAUUCAUCGAUACAAUGGAACACUACACCAGUAAUGCCCUUAGUAUGGUCGUUUCCUACGCUAUAUUUUCCGAUCGUACUGAAUCGUGGUCGCCGCCAAAGACCGAGCGGGAUGGAUUUUGGGAACCGAUUGACGGCGGUUCUAGCUCUUCGGGAUUUACAGGUGGAUUUCCGAAUGGAUUAACGCCGGAUGUCACCGUCUGUAAUGGCAAGUGUGAUUAUCAAACGGUGCAGGAUGCGGUGGACGCGGCGCCUACGUAUGGAAACCGGAGAUUCGUGAUUGGGAUCAAAGCUGGGAUUUUUGAAGAGACUGUUAGGGUUCCGUUGGAGAAGACCAAUGUCGUGUUUCUUGGGGAUGGGAUGGGCAAAACUGUCAUUACAGGAUCAUUGAAUGUUGGACAGCCAGGGAUUUCCACUUACAAUACUGCUACUCUUGGAGUUUCUGGGGACGGUUUUCUCGCUAGUGGCGUCACAAUAAAAAAUACAGCCGGUCCAGACGCUCAUCAAGCUGUUGCAUUCAGAUCGGACAGUGACAAAUCAGUAAUCCAAAACUGCGAAUUCAUCGGGCACCAAGACACCCUCUACGCACACGGCCUCAGACAAUUCUACAAAUCAUGUCGAAUUGAAGGCAACGUAGAUUUCAUCUUCGGAAACUCAGCUUCCAUUUUCCAAGACUGCGACAUUCAAGUAUCACCCCGUCAAUUAAAACCGGAGAAAGGCGAAACAAACGCGGUAACGGCUCACGGAAGAACAGACCCCGCCCAAUCAACAGGGUUCGUUUUCCAAAACUGUAGAGUAAACGGAACUCCAGAAUACAUGGAUUUAUUUAAGAGUAAGCCUCAAGUUCAUAAGAAUUAUUUGGGAAGGCCAUGGAAAGAGUUUUCGAGGACAGUUUUUCUGAAUUGUAGCUUGGAAGGUUUGGUUUCGCCUCAGGGAUGGUUACCUUGGACAGGGAAUUUUGCGUUGAAAACGCUUUAUUAUGGGGAGUCUAAUAAUUAUGGUGCGGGUGCUGAAUUGGGACAAAGGGUUGGGUGGAGUAGUCAAGUUGAGGAUGUUCAUUUGGACUAUUAUUCUGUGGCUAACUUUAUACAGGGUAAUGAAUGGAUACCUACUUCUUGAGUUUUAGAAGAUGUAAUUCAUUUGAAAUAAAUAAAAGAUAAAGACAUUUUCUCAGGCAGAGUACUUAUACAAAAGGAUGGAUGAUGCAAGUUAUCAUUCUUCUUUAUUGUGAAUGACUUUAUUUGAAAAUGAAGCAGUUGUGGUUGUUUUACUA